Messenger RNA from Selaginella moellendorffii, 1561 nucleotides. RefSeq lists its product as uncharacterized. Gene Ontology annotation, molecular function: protein binding. The record is from RefSeq and is a predicted model, not a curated record. NCBI's taxonomy places the organism in Eukaryota, Viridiplantae, Streptophyta, Lycopodiopsida, Selaginellales, Selaginellaceae. The coding region runs from base 49 to 1296 and encodes 415 amino acids. The transcript has 2 exons.
UACAGAUUCCUCUUUCUACCCUUUUAUCACUUAUCCUUGCGCUAGGGUAUGGAUCCAUUUAUCAAUAUUUCGGAGAAGAAGCAAAAGCGGCACUGGGAUGGUAUGAUCACGAAUCGCAAGGUGAGGCGUAGAAUCACAGGUGCUCUGGAUCAUCCCAUCUGGUCCCAGCUGCCUUUGGAACUCCAGCUCCACAUUCUAAACUUCUUGCCACUGCCGGCACUUUGCCGUGGAAAGAGCGUCUGCAAGGCUUGGAAGUCCGCAAUCCAGGGCUUGGGAUAUAGCACAGCUCACAGGUUUUGCAAUGGGCAGUGGUAUAUCAUGGAUGGUUUUUGCAGUGUUGGUCUCUGUGAUGGAAAUUCAAGGCCUCUUUCAUGGAAGAUGGUCGAGAUGUUUAGACCUUCAAGGAUGAAAACAGCAAGUAUCUGUGUGUCUUCUGCCGGGCUUGUUCUUGCAUACUUCCCCUUGAACACCUUAGGGACUGCUGUGGUUUGCAACCCCUUAGAUUUAAGUUCCCUGGUGAAGCUGCCUCCACCACCUGGUUCUGAGCCAACCAUAAUUUUCGUGGCUAUCCAAUCUUCAGUUGGUAGUGACAACAGGCCUUGGUUUUCCGUGGUUUGUGUUCAGGGAAUCAAGACAACGUAUGUAGGUGCACGCCAUCUAGUUCUACAAGUUUAUGAUUCCAGAGUUCACAAAUGGGUCUCGUCUUGUCGAGUAUUCACAAACGGGAAUGAGAUUGCCCAGACUUCCUUUGAUGACGCCAACGAUUGCAUGCUUCUACGGGAGGACAAGCUCUACUUUAUCACGAUCGCAAAGAACAACACCAGAUCACUCAAGUGCGUCAACGUGUGGGAUUCAGAUGGCAAGGUGGCGACUUUGGCAACCUGGACGAGUCUUCCCAUGGGCUUGCAUCAAGAACCAUACAACGGCCCAUGCCGAAACAAUAACACCUCACUUGUUUACUGUGCCGGAAAGCUGGUGCUUGCGAACUUUAUACUGGAUGCACAAACCCUUGGUUUUGUCUAUCUGGACGAAGCAUCCAGACAAUGGCGACCCUUGGCAACAAUGCCUAGAGAGAUUCUGCCGGCAAAUCUGAGAAAUGUUGGGCUGCUAGCAAGCAAUAUGCAUGAGUGGAGUUUGGUAGUGGCGGGAGGUGAGACGGAGAUCACCUUGUUGAUACGUCACUUUGAAGGGCGUUCGGGUGGCAUUUACAAUGAGGUGACUGAUAUCUGGCGAACGGCUUUUGGCCAAAGGGGUGGUGCGUUGUAUCCUUUUAAGCCAUCAUUCAAUCCACUAUGACAAGAUCCCAAGGAAGACUGUGCAGGCGAAAACCAAGAAAGAACUCAGCUACACAUUCACUUGUAACUGUCGGGAUUGGAGUUGAACAUCGUAAAUAAGCGUUUUCACAAAAUUUGGUUGUGAUUACAAAGAAAUUCUUGGCUUGAUCCGAGCACCAGGUGCCAACUUUGACACACACAUGAUACAGCUCAAAGUUUUGGCCUUUGACGGUCAAUCUUGGAGUUGCCAAGAAAUCUAUCAAGACAAAACUCUUCAGAUUCUGUUA